AUGCCGGGCCCGGGCUCGUAUCCGCCUCCAUCUCACCAUCUGGCUUCUUCUUCUCCUUCUGCGUGCUCCGUACUUCUGCGUCGUCGCCCUCGUCUCUUUCACUCUUCCCUGCCCCCCUGCCCUGCCCUGCCCUGCCCCUCGGGCCACAGCACCAACCCGCCGCCUCCCAGUAUCUGGGCCCGCCAGCACACCGUGUCCCCCACAGCAAGACAUCCCGCCUGCUGUAGCCUGCGCCGUGCGACGACGGCGAGUGGCAUCCGAGCGAGCAACCGGCCGACAACGACGACGGGGCCCGUUACCCGGUCGCGCGGAGGACAUUCCCUCUGCGGUCUCUGUGCACAGGCUCUCGACGGAAAGGCGCUCGGCCGCGCCGUCUCGUCUCGUCACGCCCGGACCGGCCCAGUAGAAGGCCCCCCAGACGAAGCCCGCCAACCCGUGCGUAGGUUGACCGACGGGCAGCGCUGA
Molecule: messenger RNA, 465 nt
Organism: Purpureocillium lilacinum
Lineage: Eukaryota; Fungi; Ascomycota; Sordariomycetes; Hypocreales; Ophiocordycipitaceae
Source: RefSeq, a predicted model, not a curated record